Hibiscus syriacus is the source of this 1272-nucleotide messenger RNA. RefSeq names its product chloroplastic import inner membrane translocase subunit HP30-2-like. The record is from RefSeq and is a predicted model, not a curated record. Gene Ontology annotation, biological process: protein targeting to chloroplast; protein insertion into mitochondrial inner membrane. The transcript is spliced from 5 exons. Gene Ontology annotation, molecular function: transmembrane protein transporter activity. Gene Ontology annotation, cellular component: TIM22 mitochondrial import inner membrane insertion complex; chloroplast inner membrane. Bases 204 to 944 code for a protein of 246 amino acids. NCBI's taxonomy places the organism in Eukaryota, Viridiplantae, Streptophyta, Magnoliopsida, Malvales, Malvaceae.
UAAACGGUGAAAGGAAAUUACGAGUUGGUUGGGAUGAAAAAAAUAUUAGGGUGGACCUUAGUCCGUGACGGUGCCGUACCAAAUAUAUAUGUGCAUAUCUAUAUCCAUUUCCAGCGGCAGCACACCAGCACUACAGUCUCCUCUUCUAUCCUUUGGAGCAUCAGAUUGUAUUAAAAAAUUUCCAAGGAAAUGGAGGGAGGAAAAUGCAAGGAAUGAUGGUGAUGCCACAACAAAACCCACUUGAACUGUUGCAAGCGAAGUUCAAGGAAGUGGAGAACAAUUACAGGGGAUGGCUAGCCAAGCAGUCGUUGCCCGUGGACGCCGCCGUGGUAUCGACCACCAGCGCUGCUCAGGGUGCUUCUAUCGGUGCUUUCAUGGGUACCCCCACCAACGAUGUCUCCUCCUCUCUGCCAACUCCUCCUCAGGCUUCCCUCGACCCUCAGGCCAUGGCUUCUCUCAAGCAAGCUCAGAUCUUUCUCUUCAUUUCCCUCUUGUUUACCACCUCCAUGUUUUCACAUACAAAGAAUCUUGCUCUAUCAGGAGGUCCCUUGAUACAAGCUCGAAAUUUUUCCGUGAUGGCUGGUGUCAACGCAGGCAUAUCUUGUGUUAUGAAAAGACAGAGAGGGAAGGAAGAUGUCCAAUCUAGCAUGGUGGCAGCUUUCGGUUCCGGGGCCAUAUUUUCGUUGGUCAGUGGUAUGGGUGGCCCAAAUCAGAUUGCAAAUGCUGCUACAUCUGGUAUUUCUUUCGCUCUUGUUCAAGGCGGUCUUUUCCAGUUGGGGCAUAAGUUUUCUCAACCGCCUGCUGAGGAUGUGCACUAUUCCAGAACACGGUCCAUGUUGAGUAGUCUCGGCCUGCAGAACUACGAGAAGAAUUUCAUGAAAGGCUUGUUAACAGAUAGCACAUUGCCUUUACUCACGGAUAGGCAAGCAGAUGGAUUGUCUUGAUUCAACUUCGGAAUUAAUAUGAACUGUGUAGAUAUACGCCCAUUCAUGUUGUGUUUCAGUGCACUUAGAGAUGUGAAAAUACCACCCGGACCCAGGCUCCUUAUUUUGGAUAAUAUUCAGAGGGACCCCGAGUUGAAACAGAAGCAAGGGGCGACGAAGGUGAGCGUAUAUCGUUAAGCUGUUUCACCAUCAAGAAGAAUUUUACAAUUUGUCUGAAACCAAAGAAGGGUAGUUCGUAUCUUCUCCAAGGAAAUGAAUUUUCCUUUUUAUUUCUUGCUGUUCUUAGCAUCCAAUUUGGAUAAACAUGGUUUAAAUUUCUUUAAACAAA